UCUGGAAAAACAAAAAAGAUUCGGCAAGUCUGACAAAAUGACUUUUCAAUCGCAGAAAAACGAGACAGACAAAGUCGUGGAAGAAGAGGAGCUAUUUUCGGGCUAUAGUUCCACAAAUUUGAUAGAAAUUAGCGACUCAGAAGAGUCUAUAGAUGGUUUCAGCGAUCGCUCUUUGGGUGCUCCAACUGUUCGAUUUGUGGGCGCCCAAAAGCCGUUCGAAGAGCAACCAGAACCCACUGCCGAUGAAGACGAAUACUCAGACUCGGAGUCUCAACACACAUUUGUGGGUCAUGAUGAAUAUAAUGAUGAUGCUGAUGACAGCGACACCGAUGACAUUUUGGAAUUUUGUCACCAGUUGGAGGAAGAAGAGGCGAGGGAUGCGUUGGGUGGACUAACCAUCAAUGAUGAUGACUUGGAAUCCAUAAUGAACUGCUACAAGAAUACACCAAGACCUGAUGGCGAGGAGGCUGAUUCACGCAGUGAGAGUUCCUACGACAGCGAGAUGGGUGAUUACCUGAAGCCCACUGUUAUUCCUGGAAAGAAAUCCAUGGGCAAGGACAACUCCGACGUUCAUGGCGAUGCCGACAGCCUGGACUCGUUCAACAGUUGCAGCGUGGGAUCGGCUAGUGGCAGAAACUACAUACGCAGCAAUGCCACGCAGCAGGACUGGAAGUUUCUCGAGGCCAGCUCCGAUCGAGAGCAGCAGAUUAGCAGACGAACCUACAACAUAGAGACUUCCUCGCAGUCCACUUGCAGCUGGAGUCAGGCGUAUGGCGCUGCCUUUCAGGCCUCUGAGGGGAGCAGCAACUAUUUGCCGCCGCUUAAUUUGAACAGCCGCAGCUCGGAGAGCUCUGCCACCUACUACAAGAGUCUCGAGGAGAAGAAGGAGCGCGAUGGCCUCAAGUAUGAGGAAUGGAAAAAGCGCAAAGAUGACCAAGAGAGGAAGAAGCUGGCGGCCGCCAAGCGUCAACAUGAAAAGGAGCAACGAGAGAUGGAAAAGCGUGCCGAGGACUCCAAGAAACACUACGAAGCGUGGUUCCAACGCAAGCAGGAACAAAAGCUGUUGGAUAAUAAAAAGAAGCUACCAGUUCUCAAGACGAACUCCAACCGCAACAAGGAGACGCCCGAGGAGGUCAAAGAGCGGGUCAAGGAAUGGGAGCGCCGCAAGAUCGAGGGGCAAAAGCAAGAGCGCGAGCGACUCCGACGCCAGCGGGAGCUAUUCGAAGAGAAAGAGAAGAAACGCCUGCAGUUGUCCGAAGCCGCCUACUCCAAAUGGAUGGAGGAUAUAGAUUCGCGUCCCAUACCUGUACCUCUUAACCAGGGCUUCGACUCACUCCGUGGCACAGUAUCAAAAAUUUAUGUCAAUCCGAAUCAGUGGGACUCGAGCAUCGAUCCUUCGCCAGAUCAGGACGAUCGUUUUGUCUAGGUCGGAAAUAUUUUUCAAACAACUA
Messenger RNA from Drosophila guanche, 1451 nucleotides. RefSeq names its product stress response protein nst1. Lineage: Eukaryota; Metazoa; Arthropoda; Insecta; Diptera; Drosophilidae. Bases 38 to 1426 code for a protein of 462 amino acids. The transcript has 2 exons. The record is from RefSeq and is a predicted model, not a curated record.